AUGGGAGGAAAUUUAUCAUCAGAAUUAAAAUCAACAAAAUAUAGAAAGAGAGAGAUUGUUGAUUUAAGAAAGAUGAAUAUUGAUAAAUUACCACCAACCAUUGGAGCAUUACAAUGUAAAGAGUUAUUAUUAUCAGAGAAUGAUUUAAUAACGAUACCAGAGGAGAUUGGAAAACUUAGUAAGGUAGAGAUCAUUGAUUUCGCCAAGAAUCGUAUCAAUUAUAUUCCACCAGAGAUUGGAUCAUUGGCAACAUUGAAGCAAUUGUUCUUGUCAAAUAACAAGUUAUUCUACACACCGAUCACACCAAACAUUGGAGCAUUAAAGAAUUUGACACGUUUAGAUUUAUCAUCGAAUCAAUUGGAUGACCUACCAGUGGAGAUAUCAAAUUGCGAAGCGUUAGAGUAUUUGGAUAUCUCUGACAACCAAUUGCAAUCAUUCCCAUUGGAAUUUGGAAAGUUAUACAACCUUCAAGUAUUCAAUUGCUCAAAGAACUCGUUGAAAUCGUUGCCUUCAGAGAUCAGCGGUUGGGUGAAGUUGGAGGAAUUGAACGUGUCCAACAAUCAAUUGGCAUUCUUGCCAAAUCAGAUCUGUUUGUUGGGUUUGCUCUCGACUUUGAAUGUCGGCUUCAACAAGUUGCAGCAAUUACCUGAAGAACUCUCCUCAAUGGUGAGCUUGACCAAUUUGGACCUCAAAGUGAAUCCACCACUUCAAUACGUACCACAACUCUCCAACCUUCGUCAAUUGAAAAUCCUCUCAAUUAGAAACCUUCAAAUCACUCAUUUACCAUUGGGUCUUGGUUUACUCUCAGAGUUGAUUGAAUUGGAUAUUAGAGAUAACCCACAACUCAAAGAGAUCCCAUACGAUAUCGCCACCCUUAUCAAUCUUCAAAAAUUGGAUCUCUUUGGUAACAACAUGAGAAUCGUUCCAAGAGAAGUUGGUAAUCUCAUCAAUCUUCAAACUUUAGAUCUUCGUCAAAACAAACUUACCAUUGAUAAUAUUCCAUCAGAAAUUGGUAAACUUGUAAACUUAAAGAAAUUAUUAUUAUCAAAUAAUUUAUUAAUUGCAUUACCACCAGAAAUUGCAUCAAUGAAAGCAUUAAAAGAAUUUGAAGCAUCAAAUAAUCAACUUCAAGCAAUUCCAACAGAAAUUGGUGAAUUAUCAGGUUUAACUAAAAUUAAUUUAUCAGGUAAUAAAUUAACAAGUAUUCCAGCAUCAUUUGGUAAUUUAUCAGAAUUACAAAUUUGUGAUUUAAAGAGUAAUGAAAUUGCAGAAUUACCAACUACAUUGGAUGGUCUUAAAUCUUGUACUAAAAUUGAUCUUUCACAUAAUAUGUUAACUGAAUUACCAUGGGAGUUUGGUGAUUUAAUUGGUCUUACCAUUCUUGAUGUUGGUCAUAAUCCAUUAACAAUUCCACCAAAUCCAAUCGUUAUGAAAGGUACUGAAUCUAUCAUUCAAUGGUUAAAGAAGAAUGAAAAAGAAGGUCGUAAAGGUAAAGUUAGUGGUUUAGGUAUUCAACAAGAUAAUGAAAAAUAA
Molecule: messenger RNA, 1533 nt
Organism: Dictyostelium discoideum AX4
Lineage: Eukaryota; Evosea; Eumycetozoa; Dictyosteliales; Dictyosteliaceae
Gene: lrrA
Product: leucine-rich repeat-containing protein
Exons: 2
Coding region: 1-1533 (510 amino acids)
Cellular component (GO): cytoplasm
Source: RefSeq, a predicted model, not a curated record